AUGGACACCGUUGAGGAAGAAGAGGAACUGGUUCCGUUGAUCAACCCACAAAUAGGCAAUGAUUAUCGAAAUCAACACUGUUUCGAGUGCGGCGGCGGCGGCGGCGGCGGCGGCGGCGGCGACUGCCUUCACCGCCUCAAGCACCGUGUCAUCGUUCACUGUAUUCCACAAAUGGUGUACAUGAAGGGGGAUGAUAACGUCGGGAUGGAUGGCCAAGCACUCACCGAAUCGCUACCGUAG
Molecule: messenger RNA, 240 nt
Organism: Caenorhabditis bovis
Lineage: Eukaryota; Metazoa; Nematoda; Chromadorea; Rhabditida; Rhabditidae
Source: the annotation of a GenBank genome assembly